GGCGGAGGUGCGGGGUGGCCACAGUCGCAUCAGCAGCGCUCGCCCCAGUAGGAUGGCGUUCGACAAACCGAAAUAGUUUGGACACAGAGCUUGAAGCCAAAGGAUGAAACUGGCAGUAUGAGACCUGAAUGCUGCCAAGGACUUGAAGGGUGCCAGGACUGAGGCUGAGUGUCUUUCAUCCCAGUCAGAGUCUUGUUCCACUGCAGGAGCAGAGCUGAGGGUGCCCAACGCUGCUGUCCAGAUCCCAGCACGCCCUCUGCUCCCAGACAGACGUCCCCUCAUUGGCCCUAGAGAGAAAAACAAAGAGAGAGAGAGAGAGAGAGAGAGAGACACCCACAUCCAAGCCUACAUCCAUAACACCCCUUUAACGACCCUAGAGAGAGAAACAGAGUUAGAGAGAGACGCCUACAUCCAAGCCUACAUCCACGACCCCCCCCCACACACACACACACACACACACACACACACACACCACUGCGACCAUGACCGACACGCCCAUGGUGGAUGAGACGCGCAUUAGCCUGUCCGUCCUACGCAGCCGUGGCAUUUCGCCCGUAUCCUGUUAAUGCCGACCCCGUAACCUUUCACCCUCAACCCCUGACCAGGUGAGCGGAGUGUAACGGAGCGAUGCCCUCCACGGUGUCGUGCCUGUACCUGGCAACUGAACCCCAUUAACGUUGACCCCUUGCGGCCUAUCACCCCUUGACCCCUGACCAGGCGAGCGGAGCGAUGCCCUCCAAGGUGUCGUGCCUGUAUCUGCUGACGGUGCUGUGCUGGGCGAGCGCCCUGUGGUACUUGAGUGGCUCGCGGCCAUCGUCCUCGUACAGCGGUCAGAUGGCCGGCAUUCCCGUGCGCCGCUCGUCCGCACGCGGCCUGUCCGGCGCCGGCAAGAACCUGACCUACGGCAACGUGCACUCGCGGCCACUCAACCCGCACGCCUUCCCGUUCCUCAUUAACGAGCCUGACAAGUGCCAGACGCCGCCAGCCGAGGCGGCCGCAGGGAACAGCACGCCCCCCUUCCUCGUCAUCCUCAUCAGUACCACGCACAAGGAGUUUGACGCACGACAGGCGAUCCGUGAGACGUGGGGCGACGAGAGCACGUUCGGCGGCGAGGUGCGUGUGGUCACCCUCUUCCUGCUAGGCACGCACCCGGACCCCGUGCUCAACCAGAUGGUGGCGCAGGAGAGCCAGGUGUUCCACGACAUCGUGGUGGAGGACUUUGUGGACUCUUACCACAACCUGACGCUCAAGACCCUCAUGGGCAUGCGCUGGGUGUCCACCUACUGCCCGCUGGCGCGCUACAUCAUGAAGACGGACAGUGACAUCUUCGUCAACAUGGACAACCUCGUGUACAACCUGCUCAAGCCCGCCACCAAGCCGCGGCGACGCUACUUCACUGGCUACGUCAUCAACGGCUCGCCCAUCCGUGACAUGCGCAGCAAGUGGUACAUGCCGCGCGACCUCUACCCCGAGAGCAAGUACCCGCCGUUCUGCUCGGGCACGGGCUACGUGUUCUCGGCCGACGUGGCCGAGCUCAUCUACAAGACGUCGCUGCACACACGCCUCCUCCACCUGGAGGACGUCUACGUGGGCGUGUGCCUGCGCAAGCUGGGCAUCCAUCCGUUCCAGAACAGCGGCUUCAACCACUGGAAGAUGGCAUACAGCUUGUGCCGCUACCGACGCGUCGUCACCGUGCACCAGAUCUCGCCCGAGGAGAUGCACCGCAUCUACAAUGACAUGACCAGCAAGAAGCACUUGAAGUGCUAGCCGAACGCUGGACUCAACUCAACAGGACUAGGGCUGGUCAUUACUGGACUCCCUGUGGAGGGGAGAUAUAUAUACGUAAGGACCUGGUCUAGGUCAGAACUAAAGCCCAGGUUAAAACAGCACCUUGGCCCAGGUGUAAGUUGACUAAGACUUGCUAGCGCUGUGUGCUAAGUGCAAGACUGAGUGCUGAGCCUUAGCCUGGCCCUAAGUCCCAAUGCUAACGCUAGCAGUCAGAUUGACUCCUAAGACUCCAUGGUGAUGAGCGAAGACAGUGAGUUAUACGCUGCAUCUGAAUGAUUGUUGUUGUUGUUUUUUUUUUUAAUUUACAGAGGUGAGAGAGUUUUGUUUUUCUGUCUACUGUCUUUGAGCAUGAAUGAAUCCCUAUGGGGCUCUGGGGAUAGAACGGUGCACAGUAGAAACAAACAGCUUCACCGCUUUUCAGACACGCUUAGAAAAACAGCACACUCUAGAGAGAAAAAGACAGAGAGAGAGAGAUUGAGAGAUAGAGAGAGAGAGAGAUAGAGAAAGACAGACAGAUGAGAUGAUCAUUCUUUUCAUUUUCUGAGGCUUUAGUCAUGCAUAUAGUCCCAUGGUACAGCAGACUGUGGAGAUUUGGGCAGGAUCCGGACCGCCACUGUUGAGACCCGUCUGGGUAUUAAGUCAUCAUGCUGAGGCUUAUUUGAAUAAUUGACAUGAGAGGGACAAACAAAGAGAAUCAUAAAAAUGAGAGGCACAGAGAGAGAGAGAGAGAGCGAGAGAGAGAGAAAACAGUGCACAAAAUUCAGCCAAAUUCAUCCAUCAAGCUUUGUGUGCGAUAAUCAGGCAGAUCCACACACACACCGGGGUCAAGUUGGACCGCUUGUCUGGACACUACCCUGCCCAGCAAAGUGCCAUCUGGCCCGCCUCAUUCAAGCGCUCGUCUCUUAGCCCUUUGUGGUCUGCUAAUUAAUUUGCGUGUGUUUGCUCGCCGCUGAGCGGGAGUAGGGGAUGUGAGAAUCAGAUCUGUAAUCAGAAGGACGAGUCUGGCAGAGGAGCGCAAGGGAGGGGAGAUGAGCGCAAACACUGUUUGUUCAUCUCCACUAGUCUCCUGGGCUGCAGUAUAAACACACACACACACACACACACACACACACACACACACACACACACACACACACACACACACACA
This is a messenger RNA of Alosa alosa (allis shad), 2935 nucleotides long. RefSeq names its product UDP-Gal:betaGlcNAc beta 1,3-galactosyltransferase, polypeptide 1a (gene b3galt1a). Lineage: Eukaryota; Metazoa; Chordata; Actinopteri; Clupeiformes; Clupeidae. Gene Ontology annotation, cellular component: membrane. Gene Ontology annotation, molecular function: N-acetyl-beta-D-glucosaminide beta-(1,3)-galactosyltransferase activity. The record is from RefSeq and is a predicted model, not a curated record. The transcript is spliced from 4 exons. Bases 730 to 1767 code for a protein of 345 amino acids.